UGCCGUGCCGUGCCGUGCCGUGCCGCUAUCCGGCCGUGCCGUGGCCGGCCCCGCUGGCCGCGCUGUCCCCGCUCCCCCGGGCAGCAGCCGGCUCCAGCUCGCCUCCUUGACGUCAUGUCUGUGCCGAGCCCUCGGCAGGCGCAGUGGAGGCAGGCGGUGUUAAACUUUCAGCUCCAGCCCGGCGGCUCCGGCGCCGUGCGCGGGGAGCUGCGUGCAGCCGCAGCUGGAACAUCUGGAAGCGUUCAGUGUGUCUGUCUGCCGGCGAGAGGGAGAGAGCGGGGAGCCAGCGCUGAGGGAGGGGAGGGAGUGAGGGGCUGGGACUGUGCUCUCUUCCUCUGCAGAAACAGCUCCCUGCCAACACAACGCGCUCAGAAUGGCUUUGAAGAGGAGGAGCAGCAGCGUUUGAACAUCUCCCUUUCUUUUUUUUUUUUUAUUUUUUCCCUCUUCCUCCUGUUGUUGCUCUUGUAGUUGGUGGAUUUUAAAAAGACAUUUAACCCUCAGAGGUUUGCCCUGGAUGCUUUUGCUUUUUUCCAUUUUUUUUUUCUUUUUUGCCACCCCCCUCUCUCGUUUCCCCCCUUCCUGUUCUUUUUUAUGGUUUAACAGCCAGAGGUGCUGUGCUAAAUUCUUGGAAGGGGCCCGGAUGUACUGAGGAUGCAUUGCAAUUUCACUAAAGGAGGCAGUAGUGGAAAGGAUCAGGUUUUGGUGUUUGAUGCAAUAAUGGGAAUCAGGUAAUAAUAAAAGGGGAAAUUCUGCAGCUCCAUUCUUCCUUGAAUUUUACCAAGCCGAUUUUCGGAGGGAUUAUUCUGGACUCGUUUUAAAUGGUCAAUGAAAACAAGAGGAUGUACAUUCCAGAAGAAAACCAUCAAGGUUCCAACUAUGGGAGCCCCCGCGCGGCCCACGCCAACAUGAACGCCAACGCGGCGGCGGGGCUGGCGCCGGAGCACAUCCCCACGCCGGGCGCGGCCCUGUCGUGGCAGGCCGCCAUCGACGCGGCGCGGCAGGCCAAGCUGAUGGGCAGCGCGGGCGCCGCGCCCAUCUCCACGGCCAGCUCCACGCAGAGGAAGCGGCAGCAGUACGGCAAGCAGAAGAAGCAGGGCACGGCCACGGCCACGCGCCCGCCGCGCGCGCUGCUCUGCCUCACGCUCAAGAACCCCAUCCGCAGGGCCUGCAUCAGCAUCGUCGAAUGGAAACCAUUUGAAAUAAUUAUUUUACUGACUAUUUUUGCCAAUUGUGUGGCCUUAGCUAUCUAUAUCCCCUUUCCAGAAGAUGAUUCCAAUGCCACCAAUUCCAAUCUGGAACGAGUGGAAUAUCUCUUUCUCAUAAUUUUUACAGUGGAAGCAUUUUUAAAAGUAAUAGCCUACGGACUUCUCUUUCACCCCAACGCUUACCUCCGCAAUGGCUGGAAUUUACUAGAUUUUAUAAUUGUGGUAGUAGGGCUUUUUAGUGCAAUUUUAGAACAAGCAACCAAAGCAGAUGGGGGGAAUUCAAUAGGAGGGAAAGGAGCCGGGUUCGAUGUCAAAGCGCUGCGGGCCUUCCGCGUGUUACGCCCUCUACGGCUGGUGUCUGGAGUUCCCAGUCUCCAGGUGGUUUUAAAUUCAAUUAUCAAGGCCAUGGUCCCUUUGUUGCACAUUGCCCUGCUGGUGCUGUUUGUCAUUAUUAUCUAUGCCAUCAUUGGACUGGAGUUAUUCAUGGGGAAGAUGCAUAAGACCUGCUACCAUGUGCAAGGGGGACUGAUAGAUACCCCCGCCGAGGACGACCCUUCCCCGUGCGCGCCCCAGUCUGCGCACGGGCGGCAGUGUCAGAAUGGCACCGAGUGCAAGGCGGGCUGGGAGGGGCCCAAGCACGGCAUCACCAACUUUGACAAUUUUGCUUUUGCCAUGCUCACCGUGUUUCAGUGCAUCACCAUGGAGGGCUGGACGGACGUGCUGUACUGGAUGCAGGACGCUAUGGGCUAUGAGUUACCAUGGGUGUAUUUUGUCAGUCUGGUCAUCUUUGGAUCCUUUUUCGUUCUAAAUCUGGUUCUUGGUGUGUUGAGCGGGGAGUUUUCCAAAGAAAGGGAAAAGGCCAAGGCUCGAGGGGAUUUCCAGAAGCUACGGGAGAAGCAGCAGCUGGAGGAGGAUCUGAAGGGGUACCUGGACUGGAUAACUCAAGCAGAAGACAUCGAUCCAGAAAAUGAGGAUGAAGGCAUGGACGAGGAGAAGCCUCGAAACAUGAGCAUGCCCACCAGUGAGACCGAGUCCGUCAACACCGACAACGUUCCCGGCGCUGACAUGGAGGGCGAGAACUGCGGCGCGCGGCUGGCGCAUCGGAUCUCAAAAUCGAAAUUUAGCCGCUACUGGCGCCGCUGGAAUCGGUUCUGCAGGAGGAAAUGCCGUGCUGCCGUCAAGUCCAACGUCUUCUACUGGCUGGUGAUCUUCCUGGUGUUCCUCAACACCCUCACCAUCGCCUCCGAGCACUACAACCAGCCAGACUGGCUCACCGAGGUGCAAGACACUGCCAAUAAGGUGCUGCUGGCUCUCUUCACGGCGGAGAUGCUGCUGAAGAUGUACAGCCUCGGUCUCCAGGCCUACUUUGUGUCCCUCUUCAACCGCUUUGACUGCUUCAUUGUGUGUGGAGGCAUCCUGGAGACCAUCCUGGUGGAGACAAAGAUCAUGUCCCCCCUGGGCAUUUCGGUCUUGAGAUGUGUCAGGCUCCUGAGGAUAUUUAAAAUCACAAGAUACUGGAACUCCCUGAGCAAUCUCGUGGCCUCCCUCCUGAACUCAGUCCGCUCCAUUGCCUCCCUGCUGCUGCUCCUCUUCCUCUUCAUCAUCAUCUUCUCGCUCCUGGGGAUGCAGCUCUUUGGGGGCAAGUUUAACUUUGAUGAGAUGCAGACCAGGAGGAGCACAUUUGACAACUUCCCCCAGUCCCUCCUGACCGUGUUCCAGAUCCUGACUGGGGAGGACUGGAAUUCGGUGAUGUAUGAUGGGAUCAUGGCUUAUGGCGGCCCCUCUUUUCCAGGAAUGUUGGUCUGUAUUUACUUCAUCAUCCUCUUCAUCUGUGGAAACUAUAUCCUGCUGAAUGUAUUUUUGGCCAUUGCUGUGGACAACCUUGCUGAUGCUGAGAGUUUAACAUCUGCACAGAAGGAGGAGGAAGAGGAAAAAGAAAGAAAGAAGCUAGCUAGGACUGCUAGUCCUGAAAAGAAACAGGAGAUGGAGAAAACAGCUGUGGAGGAGGAGACAAAGGAGGAGAAAAUAGAGCUGAAAUCGAUCACUGCUGAUGGAGAGUCCCCCCCUGCUACCAAGAUCAAUGUGGAUGAUUAUCAGCCCAACGACAGCGAAGAGAAGAGUCCUUAUCCCACAACAGAAGCACCAGCAGAGGAAGAUGAGGAAGAACCUGAGAUGCCUGUUGGGCCUCGACCUCGCCCGAUGUCUGAGCUGCACCUCAAGGAAAAGGCUGUGCCCAUGCCUGAUGCCAGUGCUUUCUUCAUCUUCAGUCCCAACAACAGGUUCCGUGUCCACUGCCACCGAAUCGUUAACGACAACAUCUUCACCAACCUGAUCCUGUUCUUCAUCCUGCUCAGCAGCAUCUCCCUGGCAGCCGAGGACCCCGUGAGACACCUCUCCUUCAGGAACCAAGUUCUCUUUUAUUUUGAUAUAGUUUUUACUGCCAUUUUCACCAUUGAAAUUGCUCUGAAGAUGACUGCCUACGGGGCUUUCCUCCACAAGGGCUCCUUCUGCAGGAACUAUUUCAACAUCCUGGACCUGCUGGUGGUCAGCGUUUCCCUCAUCUCCUUUGGGAUCCAGUCCAGUGCCAUUAACGUGGUGAAGAUCCUGCGAGUUCUGCGGGUCCUGAGACCUCUGAGGGCCAUCAACAGAGCCAAAGGACUCAAGCACGUGGUGCAGUGUGUGUUUGUGGCCAUCCGGACCAUCGGGAACAUUGUCAUUGUCACCACUUUGCUGCAGUUCAUGUUUGCCUGCAUUGGAGUCCAGCUGUUCAAGGGCAAGCUGUACAGCUGCACUGACAGCUCCAAGCAGACAGAAGCAGAGUGCAGAGGGUACUACAUCACCUACAAGGACGGGGAGGUCAGCCAGCCCAUGAUACAGCCCCGCAGCUGGGAGAACAGCAAGUUUGACUUCGACAACGUCCUGACUGCCAUGAUGGCCCUCUUCACCGUCUCCACCUUCGAGGGCUGGCCAGAGUUGCUGUAUAGGUCCAUUGAUUCCCACAUGGAGGAUGUGGGACCCAUCUAUAAUCACAGGGUUGAGAUCUCCAUCUUCUUUAUUAUCUACAUCAUCAUCAUUGCUUUCUUCAUGAUGAACAUCUUCGUUGGUUUCGUCAUCGUCACAUUUCAGGAACAAGGAGAACAAGAGUACAAGAACUGUGAGCUGGACAAAAACCAGCGCCAGUGUGUAGAGUAUGCCCUGAAAGCCCGGCCCCUGCGGAGAUACAUCCCCAAAAACCAGUACCAGUACAAGGUCUGGUAUGUGGUCAACUCCACCUAUUUCGAGUACCUGAUGUUCGUUCUGAUCCUGCUCAACACCAUCUGCCUGGCCAUGCAGCACUACGGCCAGAGCUGCAUGUUCAAGGAAGCCAUGAACAUCCUCAACAUGCUCUUCACUGGCCUCUUCACUGUGGAGAUGGUCCUGAAGCUAAUUGCCUUCAAGCCCAAGCACUAUUUCUGUGAUGCAUGGAAUACAUUUGACGCCUUGAUUGUUGUGGGUAGCAUUGUUGAUAUAGCAAUCACCGAGGUGAACCCAGCUGAACAUACCCAAUGCUCUUCCUCUAUGAACGCAGAGGAGAACUCGCGCAUCUCCAUCACCUUCUUCCGGCUCUUCCGCGUGAUGCGCCUGGUGAAGCUGCUGAGCCGCGGGGAGGGCAUCCGCACCCUGCUCUGGACCUUCAUCAAGUCCUUCCAGGCUCUCCCCUACGUGGCUCUUUUAAUCGUGAUGCUGUUCUUCAUCUACGCCGUGAUUGGGAUGCAGGUGUUUGGUAAAAUUGCGCUGAACGACACCACAGAAAUCAACCGCAACAACAACUUCCAGACCUUCCCCCAGGCAGUGCUGCUGCUUUUCAGGUGUGCCACAGGUGAGGCCUGGCAGGAGAUCAUGCUGGCCUGUCUCCCUGACAAGAAGUGUGACCCCGAGUCGGAGCCGGCCAACUCCACGGAAGCCGACCACUCCUGCGGCAGCAGCUUCGCCGUCUUCUACUUCAUCAGCUUCUACAUGCUCUGUGCCUUCCUGAUCAUCAAUCUUUUUGUAGCUGUUAUAAUGGAUAACUUCGAUUACCUGACACGGGACUGGUCCAUUUUAGGACCACACCACCUGGAUGAGUUUAAAAGGAUCUGGGCAGAGUAUGACCCUGAAGCUAAGGGCCGGAUCAAGCACCUGGAUGUGGUGACGCUGCUGCGCAGGAUCCAGCCCCCGCUGGGCUUCGGGAAGCUGUGCCCGCACCGGGUGGCCUGCAAGCGCCUUGUCUCCAUGAACAUGCCCCUGAACAGCGAUGGGACCGUCAUGUUCAACGCCACCCUCUUUGCCUUGGUCAGAACUGCACUGAGGAUCAAGACAGAAGGUAACCUGGAGCAAGCCAACGAAGAGCUGAGAGCAAUAAUUAAGAAAAUCUGGAAGCGCACCAGUAUGAAGCUGCUGGACCAGGUGGUGCCUCCUGCAGGUGAUGACGAGGUGACCGUCGGGAAGUUCUACGCCACGUUCCUGAUCCAGGAGUAUUUCCGGAAGUUCAAGAAGCGCAAGGAGCAGGGGCUGGUGGGGAAGCCCUCGCAGCGCAACGCGCUCUCCUUACAGGCUGGUCUGCGCACACUCCACGACAUCGGGCCCGAGAUCCGACGAGCAAUUUCUGGAGACCUGACAGCUGAAGAGGAGCUGGACAAGGCCAUGAAAGAAGCAGUUUCUGCAGCCUCUGAAGAUGACAUCUUCCGGAGAGCUGGAGGCUUGUUUGGCAACCACGUGAGCUAUUACCAAAGUGACGGCAGGAGCGGGUUCCCCCAGACGUUCACCACCCAGAGACCUUUGCACAUCAAUAAGUCUGGCAACAACCACGGAGACACCGAGUCCCCAUCUCACGAGAAGCUGGUGGACUCCACCUUCACUCCCAGCAGCUACUCAUCCUCAGGCUCCAACGCCAACAUCAACAACGCCAACAACACUGCCCUGUGCCGCUUCCCCAGCCCGCCCAGCUACCCCAGCACUGUCAGCACGGUGGAAGGCCACGGGACGCCCUUGUCACCCACCAUCUGUGUGCAGGAGGCUCCCUGGAAGCUCCCAUCCAAGAGCUCCAGUUCCAGAGACAGCCAGCUGGCAAUUGUUUGCCAAGAGGAAGUGUCUCAGGAUGAGACUUAUGAUGAAAAUUUGAAUGAAGACAUUGAGUACUGUAGUGAACCAAGUCUGCUCUCUACCGAAAUGCUUGCAUACCAAGAUGAUGAAAACAGACAACUCACUCCGCCAGAAAACAACAAAGGGGAGGACAGCCGGCACUCUCCGAAGAAGGGGUUCCUGUGCUCCUCAGCUCUAGGUCGAAGAGCAUCUUUUCACUUAGAGUGUUUGAAAAGACAGAAAAACCAGGGUGUGGACGUCUCACAGAAGACAGUCCUGCCUUUGCAUCUGGUCCAUCAUCAGGCACUAGCGGUGGCCGGCCUGAGUCCCCUGCUGCAGCGAAGCCAUUCCCCCACCACGUUCUCUCGGCUGUGUGCUACACCCCCGGCCACGCCCUGCAACCGGGGCUGGCCGCAACAGAGCAUCCCCACGCUGCGCCUCGACGGGGCCGAGUCCUCGGAGAAACUCAACAGCAGCCUGCCGUCCGUGCACUGCGGCUCCCGGUACCCGGAGAGCGGCGGCAGCCCCCGGAGAGCGCGGCCCGUGUCGCUGACCGUGCCCAGCCCGAGCGCGGGGAGCAGCCGGCAGUUCCACGGCAGCGCCAGCAGCCUGGUGGAAGCGGUCUUGAUUUCGGAAGGACUGAUGCAGUUUGCUCAAGAUCCAAAGUUCAUUGAGGUCACAACCCAUGAGCUCGCAGACGCCUGCGACAUGACGAUAGAAGAGAUGGAAAAUGCAGCAGACAACAUUCUCAAUGGUAACAGCAAGCAGAGCCCCAAUGGCAACCUCUUGCCUUUUGCUAACUGCAGGGACCCAGGGCAGGACAGUGCAGGAGAGGAAGAGGAAGAGGUGCAGAACCCGGAUUGUAGGAUAAGUCAGGAGGAGCUCAAGGACAGCAGGAUUUAUAUCAGCAGCCUGUAGUUGCCAGGGCUGGAAGCGAUGCUGGUUUUUUAUUUGUUUCAAUGUUCCUAAUGGGUUUGUUUCAGAAGUGCCUCACUGUUCUCGUGACCUGGAGUAACCGGAACAGCGUUCUUCAUUCAUUUCUGUUGGGACGAGUCGCAGAGUUGGGUGGUGUAAGAAAGCUUUUCAGGAGCGGAUAUAACCCCAGCACGUGUCCAUGAGGGAAGAGUGAGGAGGAGGAGGAGAAGAGGAGGAGAGCCAGCUCCCUCUUUUUUUCAGUCCCUGCACAAGGAACGACAGCUGCCUCCGGAGCACCAAGGGGAACCUCAGCUUCUUGCGGAUGGCCCUAGCCAAAAGGACCUGCGCCAAACGGGUGUCUGUCAACCUUGCUUGUAAAAAUCAUUUUGCACAUAUUCUGUAUGAGCCUCACCGUCUCCAUAAAGCCAAGGCCCUUUGAUUCGGAAGGAGAGGAAGACUUCUGCUGUGGAUUCCCACACGGCCACGGGGAGGAGGAAGCAGGAGAAGCCCGCGGGCGCCCGAGGCGCAGCCUAGCCCUGCCGAGACUCCGGCAGCGGCCUCUGCCGGCCAAUCAGAGCUCGGGCGGUCACUCACAAGCCAAUCCGAGCUCAGGCGGUCUCCUGACGGCCAAUCAGAGCUCAGCGCGCCAACUGUGCCAGCCAAUGGGGGAGCAGGCAUGACGGCGGGGCUGAGGGCCGCCAGGCCUGUGCAGAGUUCUUGUUUCGCAGUUUGGUAUUUUCUUGAAAGCAUGUUGCAGUUUUUAUUUUGACUAUUUUAUUAUUAUUAUAAUUAUAAUUAUUAUUUUUGAGGGAGAAGGGAGUGUUUACAGCGUUUUGUAAUCACCUACCUUUUUUGUUUUGGUUUAUUUUCACCUUUGUGGAUGUUAAAUUGGUUUGAUCAUGCUGUAUUAUUUAAACCGGGGGGAGGGUGGUUUCUCCAUUGGAACUUGGUAGAAGUAUAACGAUAGAUGAGUUUUACCAACCGUUAUGUACACCGAGAAUUUGUAAUUUCAUUUACUAGCAACCGAAGACCUUUUUUUUUCCGUUGUCGUUUUAUAAUUUAAAGAUAGUAGGCAAUGCACUUGAUAUAGUCUUGCACAUUUGGGUGAUUGGUUUGGGUUCUUUUCAGCGCUAAGCGUGUCUGUGAGCGUGGGAGCCAGGGGAGCGUGUGUGCGUGCGUGUGUGUGUGCGAGGGCAGCUCCCCGAGCUGCGGGAGAGCUGCGGCCGCUCGAAUGCAAAAACAAACCACUGUCUCUGCUUUCGGAAAGGGAAUCGGCAACUUUGCAUUUUCUGUUCCACAAGAUAUGCAAAAACAAUGCAAUAAUAUUUAAUUUUGAAAUAAAAUUGUAAGUCGUGUUGGCAUUAAAACUGUAUAGAAAAAAAAAAUUUACGGGAGUGGGGGGAAACAAACAAAAAAAAAGAAACAACAAACCAGAAGACGUUACGCUUCGAUAUAUUCCGUGUGAUGUUUUAUUGCAUUGACAAUGUUUCUGUUGAAGAAACCGUUAUACUUGAAUUCAGGUCAGUUUCAGUAUUUUUCAAAUAUUUUUUUAAAAUGAAUUGCAAUUGUGCCAAGCAAAGAUAAUGAAUUGAAUUAAGUUUGUUUAAAAAAAAAAAGUAAAAAAAAAAGAAUCACUUCUUGUAUAUUUUGCUGCAUGUCAAGUGAAUCAUUUCGUAUUUGGAAUGUGCCAAGCUUUACCUUUGAACUUUUAAGUGCUUUUUUACGUGUGGUUGGGGAAAGGGUACUGUUUUAUUUUUCUUUUUCCUUUUUUAAUUUGUACGAUGAACAAAGUGUACCUGUUGUAAGUAACUAUUCUGCAAUCCACUGACAGGUUGAACGUUACUGAUUUUGCAUAUCUUGUGUUCAUUUUCCUUCUUCCUCACUCCCUUCUAAUGUGCACGAUUCUUUAUCGGUAGAGAAUCUUUCUUCCCGAGACUGGGACAUUUUAUUCAGGCUUUGUUUUCUUUCCUUUUGCUCAGUUCCUCUAAAGGUCUCGUCCCACUAAGGGUGGCAAGACCCCCAAAGCCCAUUUGGCAGAUCCAUCCUACACGUUCAGCUGGCACCAGCAAUUGAAGGAGCAAGGGGGGGAAAAAUCUGGCUUCAGAAUUAUUUUAUUAAAUAGCUGAACCCUGAUCAAUUUUAGCAGGAUCCUGGGAUAAGAAAUGCAAGAAUCAGAAGAGUUGACAAAAUAAAGUUAUCUACCCUUGGUCUGGGCUGAAAGCAGAGGGAGAGAGCUGUGGAUCUUUAUUAGGAGAAUUGCUGCAGCCUGGUCAAGAUGCAGGUGCCAAGUGACUUUUUGGUGUUCCUGUGCAUGCUCUCAAUCCUCUUCCCAGACAUUAGUGGAUGGGUCAGGUACUCAGUCACAACACAUCUGGCAGCACAGCAUUUCCAGACACAUUUCCUGACUAGUAAGUGUGAAACUGUCACACCGAUGGUUGGCCCUAACCCUGAGAGAGGCUGAAAAAACAGGCACGUACCGUUAGAUUUUAUGCAACUGAUUUUUGUCUAGACUACUGCUGUUUUUUCUCCCUCCUCGGGAUGAUUCACAAACUUGCAGAUCAGUUCUGAGUUCUGAGGUGUGAUCUGACUCAGAGCUAAACUUUGAUUUAAAUCUUGAGCUUCUGCAGAUGUCCGAGAACACCCUUCACUACAUACCCUGAUUACAUUAUUUUUGUGACUAUCUUGUUUUUCUUCUCGAUUCUCUGGGGCAUAAAGGAGAAAUAGCAAAGGGUACUUUUGACUGUACUUUUUGAACCGGCCAGUAUCAGCUCAAGGUACCUUGGAGAAAACCAAAUACCAGAGAAAUAGGAAUCCAUUUGUACAAGCAUCUGUCAUCAGAGUCAUAAUUCAAGGCUUCCCUGGAGAAGGUAACCAGCUGCUGUGAGUCAGUCUCAUCCUUUCAUCCCUGGUGCCUGCAUGGAGGUGGGCACACAUGUGUGUCUCCCCGUGAGUUUGCUGCUGCUGGUGCUGAUGUGCUCCAAAGGUCCUUGAAAGGGAAAAAUGCCCGUGCCUGGCUGUUCCUGACAAUGCCGUCUAAGGGCUCCCUGACUCAUUUUCUUUCACUGCAAAGUCCAUCUGACCCUCCCAAUGGAAGACAGGUGCUCUUCACCCCUAGAAAACAGCCCUUACCUAAAUUAGUGGUGACAAUGAGCCUUUUGGAUGCUUGACAGCCCAUCUUUUAGGAUUUUUCUUGAUGGGAAGGAAGAUGGCAGGAAGGAUUGUGCCCCAGGCAUUCUUGGCGAAAGCUGCUUCUCCCCCGGGGGUCAGAGCCCACAGUGGCCAGGGGAAACCCCGCUCUGCUGGAAGACCCUGUAGGUGCUGCAGAGUGGAAAACGCAUGGCUAGCAGAGAAUGCAAACAACUUCUGUGGUUUGAGGGGCAGGCGUUAAAUUUAGUAAUUGCUGGUGCCAGCUGUGCAAAUUUCUCUCUCUGGGGAGGGCGGCUUUUUUCUUUUUUCUUGACUUUUUUUUUUAUUUUUUUUUUUUUUAAUUUGAGGUACUUCCAACGUGCACAUUGUGACAGGCCUGAGCAAAGAGCUGCUGCCUCCUGCAAGUGAGGCAGAGAGAGUCUGGGGGACAGUGGGAAGGAGGGGCAGGUUAAUUCCUGGAGUGUUUCCCUGUGUACGGGAGUGGACAGUGGGUACAAUCACUGUGCUGUGGAUGGAAGCUUUGAAGGAACCGAUGGCUGAGAAGUGGCGUGGAGGGAAGGAAUGGGGGAAACGAUCUGCUGUUUGCCUCUGAGCACCUCUGACUCGCAAGAGGACACUGCAGACUAAAGACGUUUCUUAUAAAACAACAAACCUCCUCCCUGUGUCACUCCUGCUCAUUAGUCCAGACAGUACUGGGCCAGCCACAUCGGGUGCAUUUCUUUUUUUCUUCCCUAUUUCUGUGUGGCUGACGUGAUGGGAAAGCAAGUGGAACUCACGAUCCAGAGCUGGAGUUUCGUUGUCCACAGACCUUUUGUGCAUCAUCUGCCUCUUCAGCUGGACACGUGGACGAUGAUGGUGUCGAUGCUGCUGCUGCUGCAGGGGUCCCGCCUGUUUUCUUGCCCUGCCCACCCCACCCCAGCACGGAGGGACAGCCAGAGAGGCGCCAUGUACAGAACCGCAUCUAUUUCUGCUUUGUUUUCUGACUCACAACCCUGCCCCAGUGACUACGACGACAACGACAACAACAAAAAAAAAGGGCAAAUGCAUUUUUUACAUUUCUUGAUAAUUUCCAAAGCAAUGUAUCAUUGCUUUCUUUAGACUGACGCCAAUAUAACAGUUGUAUGGGUCUCAGCCAGGCUCCCGUGUCUUUUCUGCCUGAGUUUCAGAUUGCUGUAUGAAAUGUAUGCGCGUUUGCACACUGACACAAGCAGAGGAGGUGGCGGCACCCCGAGCCCGUGGGGUUGGUCACCUGUGUCACACACGGAGCUGGAGGCCUUGCUUCGUACGUGUAGAUGGGAAACCCCAACCCACUGGUCCAGGGAGCUGGAGGGAAGCAGCCCUACAGAGACAGCACUGAGUAUCCUGAGAUACAUCCACGGUCCUGCUGUGACUGUCCCCACAGCAGGGGCAGUGGGGGGGAGAGGACACCGAAUGGGGAACUUGGAGCACAACAAUAUUGAAGUAGAAUCCAGUCAGGGUUUCUGAUAGCAGUGAGAUUUCAUCAGUUCCCAUAAUGAAACCUGUAGUACAUAUAAAUAAAACAUUCCAGGCCAUCAGAAGUCCCAAUUCCCAUCUUGCUAACAUGAGGCUGGAGGGCAUUAGAAGCCAAAGAGGUUGUAUUGAUGCAAAGAAUGUGGAAAACAGAACUGGGCCCUGACAAAUUUAAUUACAUCUUUCCCCCAUUUAUUUUCUUCUUCAAAGAAGUCUAAGAAAUACAAGUCUCAAUAGCUGCACAGGGUUUCUUUUUUUCUUCUUUUCAAUGUUGUGAAACUUUUAAAGUUUUAUUCUGGGUGAGCAAGCCCAGGGAUCGAGAAGGUUUUCAAUGGGAUCGCAGUUUGUGGAGCUUCUAUCUCUGCUCCUGCUGUGUUUCUGGAAAGCUGAAACCACUCUGGCCUUGCUACAGCUCCCUGAGGUUGGGUGGGUGAGGGCAGAAGCACAGCAGAGAUUGCGUCCUGUUCUGAAGACAGAUUGGGCUCCAAUUGCUUUCAGAAAAGUCAGUAUCACACUGGAUUGGGAAAAAAAAAAUCCUCUUCUGAUACAAACUUUAGUGUUCUAGUUAAAUUCUCCAUUCUUCUCCUCCCCCUUACAGGGAACUUAACACUUGAGCAUAAAAACCAGGCCUUCUUUAGGGGCACAGGGCUCGACUCAGUUGCCUAAACCUGAGUGUCCAUUGUCACUGGAGAUGCCCUACAGCAUCCUCUGCCAGCUCGGGGCCAGGCAGGGCUGGUGUGACAGCCCCCAGCCCCAGAGCAUGGCCGAGAUCUCAGGUGGCAGGGGACAAUUAGGCAACUUAAUCAAGUCCCUUUCUAAAGGGCUAAUUGAAAGGAGCAGCACCAAUGACUGAUGUAAUGAGGGAACCUUCAUUAGCAUUACCAAGGGCUUGGUUAGGCAGGAUCAGGAGCUUGUCUCCACACUCCCACGCUGGUUUUUUCCUACCCCACGUCAGGCACUCUGCCUCCACUCCUGCAGCCUGAAGUUGGCAGUGCUGUCUGGUCCUUUCCUUAGGCCAGGAUUAGCAGCUGCAUCCCAGGCCAGAGGAGCAGGGACAGGCCCAGGCGAGAGCAGGCAUCACUCCACUCAGCCACAGGUUUUUCUGCCAGCCUUCCAACAGCCCCUUUCCAAAGCUUUUUCCUAUUCGAGACAGAACCACAGACUCAGACACCAUUUGUUGGCAUCAUCAUUCAGGUGAUUUAAUACCUGUGUUUUUCUGUUAGCUCUUUCCCAAUUAGGCUGAAAUGCUCUCAGUAUUUUAAGCAUCCUAAGUCAGUCUGCUCCCAUCUCAAGCACCUAGGUAGACUGGCAGCCAAUACUAUCUAAACAUCAUCAACUUUAUGAUUGCUCAUAGAAAUGAUUGUUUCAAGCUUAUUUAGUCUUGACAGUUUGAAUGUGGGAAGAUUUUAGAGGAGGAGGAGUGAGACUGUAAAUAUCUCUGACAAACACUGCUGCAUCACACACAUAAAAAAAAGGGGGAGAUACUUAUAAAACUGCCUUAAAAAUCAAUUCUGAAUGAUGAAUCUCCCUCCAAACAAUUGCCACUUGACAGAGCAAGGGAUGAGUCACUUUGGAGUGAAUUCUGGCAAGAAGUGGUUGAAAUCUAGUCCGUUUCAGGAGCCAAGGUGUAAUUUAGGAGCUGAUCUCAGUCUGAAUUCACAUCAGCACUGAGGACUGAGCACUGCAGGAUCCAAAGGGUUUCAGGUCCAGGGGGAACUGUCUGUGCAUGGUUUGGGUCCGGCCCAGCAAGGUACUGGGUACCAGUGUCUCCCAGUGACUUCAGGGAAGAUGGGGUUCCUCAGCACCUCUUAAGUUCAGGCCCUGGAGCACCAUUUCCUGCUCUGAUCAUCAGCUAUAAAUGUUGAUAAAUAUAAGUGUUUUGCCUUCAUUUGAAUUGCCCAGAGCUGUAAAAUGACCUCUCUCAAGUAUAAAUCAGUCCAGAUAUAAAACUCCUCUCCCACUCUUCCCUACACUCCCUGCCCACCUUCCCAGCCCUCCUUCGCACCUCCACCCAACCCUUCCCUGUCUCAAUUCUUUACCUCCUUCCACACUUUUAUAUCUAGUUUUCAUGAACCCACAGAAAUGCUUUUGUAAAUACUGCUGUACAGUUUGUAACCGUCAUGUAAGCCUGUCAUCAGUGCCAGAGUCCGUCUUGCCCUCUCGCACGUUUUAAAAUCAACAGAGGAAGGUCAGAGCGAGCGGCCCGCCAGUGAGCUAUAGGGUCAUCUCUGUGUGGGACAAAUGUAUAUUCCUGUAAGAUUGCAUUUUUAUCUAAGGAAUGAUGUUAUUUUAAAAUUGCUAAUAAAUUUCUAAACAAUG
This is a messenger RNA of Prinia subflava (tawny-flanked prinia), 14177 nucleotides long. RefSeq names its product calcium voltage-gated channel subunit alpha1 C (gene CACNA1C). Gene Ontology annotation, biological process: calcium ion import across plasma membrane. Gene Ontology annotation, cellular component: voltage-gated calcium channel complex; membrane. Bases 819 to 7223 code for a protein of 2134 amino acids. NCBI's taxonomy places the organism in Eukaryota, Metazoa, Chordata, Aves, Passeriformes, Cisticolidae. The record is from RefSeq and is a predicted model, not a curated record. Gene Ontology annotation, molecular function: high voltage-gated calcium channel activity. The transcript is spliced from 47 exons.